Molecule: messenger RNA, 1989 nt
Organism: Lathyrus sativus (Indian pea)
Lineage: Eukaryota; Viridiplantae; Streptophyta; Magnoliopsida; Fabales; Fabaceae
Source: the annotation of a GenBank genome assembly
AUGGCGCAGAACAGAUUCGUCAUUGAAGUCGAAAAAGCAAAGGCAGCGAGUGAUGGUAGACCUUCAAGAGGACCUGCCUACCGUAGCAUCUUCGCUAAAGAUGGAUUUCCUGCUCCUAUUCAAGGUCUUGAUUGUUGCUGGGACGUUUUCCGAAUGUCAGUUGAGAAAUAUCCAAAUAAUCCUAUGCUUGGUAACAGAGAGAUUGUGGAUGGGAAGGCAGGUGGUUACAAGUGGCAAACUUACAAAGAAGUAUAUGAUAUGGUGAUCAAAGUCGGAAAUUCCAUCCGCAGCUGUGGUUAUGGAGAAGGUGUAAAGUGCGGUAUUUAUGGUGCCAAUUCUGCAGAGUGGAUUAUGAGCAUGGAGGCUUGCAAUGCUCAUGGACUUCUUUGCGUUCCUUUAUAUGAUACCUUAGGUUCUGGAGCCGUGGAAUUUAUUAUAUUACAUGCAGAAGUCUCAAUUGCAUUUGCAGAAGAAAAGAAAAUACCCGAGCUGUUGAAGACAUUUCCAAAUGCAGCCAAAUAUCUCAGGACAAUUGUGAGCUUCGGAAAGGUUACUCCUGAACAAAAGCAAGAAGUUGAAGAGUUUGGAUUGGCAAUAUAUUCAUGGACUGAAUUUUUACAAUUGGGUGAAAGUCAGAGUUUUGAUCUACCUGUAAAAAAAAGAAGCGAUAUCUCUACUAUAAUGUAUACUAGCGGCACUACUGGUGACCCCAAGGGAGUAUUGAUAUCCAAUGAGAGUAUUAUUAGCUUAUUAGCUGGGGUUAAGCGGCUGCUGGAGAGUGUAGAUGAAAAAUUGACUGAGAAGGAUGUGUACUUAUCAUACCUUCCUCUCGCACAUAUUUUUGAUAGGGUCAUUGAAGAGACAUUUAUAUGGCAUGGUGCCUCGAUAGGCUUCUGGCGUGGGGAUGUUAAAUUGUUAAUCGAGGACCUUGGAGAGCUAAAACCAACUAUUUUCUGUGCUGUACCCCGUGUACUUGAUAGAGUGUACUCAGGUUUGACACAGAAAAUUUCUUCUGGAGGCUUCCUGAAGAAGACAUUAUUCAACUUUGCUUAUUCAUAUAAAAUGAAUAACAUGAAGAAAGGGCAUAAGCAUGCAUCAGCAUCUCCACUUCUUGACAAAAUUGUGUUCGAUAAGGUAAAGCAAGGUUUAGGGGGUAAAGUACGUGUCAUUUUGUCUGGAGCAGCACCUCUAUCUGUGCACGUGGAAAGUUACUUACGGGUGGUGACUUGUGCUCAUGUCCUACAAGGAUAUGGUUUGACCGAAACCUGUGCGGGAACCUUUGUCUCAUUACCAAAUGAACUAGGUAUGCUUGGAACAGUGGGUCCUCCUGUACCAAAUGUAGAUGCGUGCCUGGAAUCUGUCCCUGAAAUGGGCUACGAUGCCCUUGCAAGCACACCAAGAGGAGAAAUUUGUGUAAAGGGUGAUCCCUUAUUUUCAGGGUACUACAAACGUGAAGACCUCACAAAAGAGGUUCUGAUUGAUGGAUGGUUCCAUACAGGGGAUAUUGGAGAGUGGCAGCCUAAUGGAAGCAUGAAGAUUAUUGAUAGGAAGAAGAAUAUAUUCAAGCUUUCACAAGGAGAAUAUGUCGCAGUUGAAAACUUGGAGAAUAUUUUUAGCCAAGUUCCUUCUAUUGAAUCGAUAUGGGUUUACGGAAACAGUUUUGAGGCCUUCCUUGUUGCCGUUGUUAACCCUAGAAAGCAGGCACUUGAACAGUGGGCAGAAGAAAAUGGUAUAUCAAUGGACUUUGAUACUCUCUGUGAAGAUUCUAGGGCAAAAAGUUACAUACUUGAAGAGCUCUCAAAGCUUGGAAAGGAAAAGAAGUUGAAAGGAUUUGAGUUUAUAAAAGCAGUUCAUCUUGACCCAGUUCCAUUUGAUAUGGAACGUGACCUUAUCACUCCAACGUUUAAGAAGAAGAGGCCUCAGUUGCUUAAAUACUAUCAGAAUGUGAUCGAUAACAUGUACAAAAAUGGAAAUAAACCCCGUACCUGA